Coffea arabica (coffee) is the source of this 891-nucleotide messenger RNA. RefSeq names its product inositol-tetrakisphosphate 1-kinase 1-like. Lineage: Eukaryota; Viridiplantae; Streptophyta; Magnoliopsida; Gentianales; Rubiaceae. Gene Ontology annotation, biological process: inositol trisphosphate metabolic process. Gene Ontology annotation, cellular component: cytoplasm. Gene Ontology annotation, molecular function: inositol-1,3,4-trisphosphate 6-kinase activity; inositol-3,4,5,6-tetrakisphosphate 1-kinase activity; ATP binding. The record is from RefSeq and is a predicted model, not a curated record.
AUGAAUCUGAUUAAUUUCCUGAACCACCAGCAGUUGACUUUGGGCAUUGAGUCCUUACUCCUUUCGACAAGAGCGCUUACUUCUAUGACACCAUCGCCGGUGCCGGCUGCUUCUCCGCACCAUGCCCUGGAUAUGCCAUUUAACAUUUAUAAAGAAGUCCUCUUGAUAUUCCCAGGGCAAUUUCAAAGUGAUUUUUCCAAGCAAGCAACUUUUUUCUACUCUGAUCUGCAGGCAGGAUGUGGUAUUAUCAGUAGAUUCUUUGUUAUUUUUGGAUUGCCUAGCCCUCUCGAGUUUUCGGUGAUCACGAAACCUUUGCUCGCCGAUGGCAUUGCCAGCUCUCACCGGAUGUCCUUGGUCUUCAAUCAGCAAGGAUUGAAGCAACUAAAGGAGGAGGAGGAAGAGGCAUUAUUUGUACUGCAAAAGUUUGUGAACCAUGGCGGCGGCGUCUUCAAAGUCUAUGUUGUUGGGAACUACGUGCAAUGUGUCAAACGGAGGUCUUUACCAAACAACCUCAUGGAUGACGAUGACGACAAACCAUUGGGAAGAUUAGAGGCCUCCCACCGCAAUCUGUUGACCUAUUCCCAAGUUUCAAAUCUUACCGCCGCCGCCGCAUCUUUUUCUUCGUCUUCUAAGAACAAUGAUGAGCAGCAGCAGGAGGAUGUGAAAGAGGAGGAGGCAACCGCACAAAUGUCUCCGGUGAGUUUCCUUACCUGCUUGGCCAAGGCCUUGAGGAAUGCCUUGGGCUUGCAUCUCUUCAACUUUGACAUAAUCAGGGACAGUCGAUCUGGGAAUCGGUACCUUGUCAUUGAUAUUAACUACUUUCUCGGUUAUGCUAAGAUGCCCUCCUAUAAGACUGUCAUUGAUAUUCUGGAAGUAACAUAUUCAUAUUGA